AUGACUGACCACGCGCCCGCGCCAAGGAAGCAGUACGACCCUUACUCAAGCACCUACAACCCCGGGUGGAGAGAUCAUCCCAACCUCAGUUAUGGAGGGAAUAGGCAACCCAACUUUACACCGAACAGGCAGUCUAACUUUGUGCCAAAUAAGCCACCAGGGUACCAGCAGCAAUACCAAUCCCGACCACCUCCGCCCCCAAGCUCUGGUCCAUCUUUGGAGGAGAUGAUGAAACAAAUGAUGACAACCAUGGCGCAAAAUCAACAAAUGAUGACAACCAGUAUGCAAAAUCAGCAAAGGACGGACUCCGAAAUGCAGGAUAUAAGGAGUCAGAUAAGUCAAAUGGCCACAACAAUCAACCGUUUGGAGUCCCAAGUAAAUGGAAGAUUGCCAUCCCAACCUGAACUGAACCUGAAGAACGUAAGCGCAAUGACUUUAAGGAGCGGGAAGGAAAUUCAGGGGCCUGAACUUAUGAUCCCUAAGGAUAAGGAUGAGGAAAAGAUCGAAAAUGAACUUAAGAGGGAGGACAGCAAUGGUGCAGAUCUAAAGGUACUUCCAGACCCAGUAAUUACAGUUAAAACUAAUCCCCCUCCAUUUCCUUGCAGGUUGGAAAAAUCGAAGAAGCAGGACAAGGAGAAAGAGAUCCUGGAGGUGUUUCGCAAGGUAGAGAUCAAUAUCCCCCUACUAGACGCCAUCAAGCAAGUGCCGAAGUAUGCAAAAUUUCUGAGGGACCUAUGUGUCAAUCGAAGGAGGCUGAGGGGAGAUGAAAGAGUUAUUGUUGGGGAGAAUGUGUCAGCAGUUCUCCAAAGAAAGCUACCACCAAAGUAUGGGGAUCCAGGUAGGUUUACUGUCCCAUGCAAGAUAGGUAAUACUCUGAUUAGAAAUACCUUGCUGGAUUUAGGAGCAUCGAUCAACGUAAUGCCAAAAUCUAUGUAUGCUUCUCUUCUCGGUCCAUUAAAAGAAACCGAGAUAAUAAUUCAAUUAGCUGACCGAACAAAUGCAUACCCUGAUGGGUUGGUCGAGGAUGUGCUGGUUAAAGUUAAUGAAUUGAUAUUCCCGGCUGACUUUUAUGUACUUGACAUGGAAGAUGAUCAUUCCCCUGACCCCUCACCUUUGCUACUAGGUAGACCCUUUUUUAGCACAGCACAGACAAAAAUUGACGUUUAA
This is a messenger RNA of Coffea eugenioides, 1167 nucleotides long. RefSeq lists its product as uncharacterized. The coding region runs from base 1 to 1167 and encodes 388 amino acids. The record is from RefSeq and is a predicted model, not a curated record. NCBI's taxonomy places the organism in Eukaryota, Viridiplantae, Streptophyta, Magnoliopsida, Gentianales, Rubiaceae. The transcript has a single exon.